UGCCAGUGAGCUGGAGCUUUUCACUGCAGUACUAGAACCGGUUAUAUCGUGACAUGAAGGGCGCGGAGUGUAACGGAUCCUCUCCUACAGCUGACAUGCACCGGCCCCCUCCCCCCGGGGGCUGCUGCCGGUUGCUGCGGAACAACCUGCUGGUCAUCCUGACGGUGGUGGGGGUGCUGCUCGGGGUCGGUCUGGGCUUUGCCGUGCGGCCCCUGGAGCUGAACACGGCGCAACAGUUGUCCUUCUCCUUCCCCGGGGAGCUGCUGCUGCGUCUGCUGAAGAUGAUCAUCCUCCCCCUGGUGGUGUGCAGCCUGGUGUCCGGGGCCGCCUCUCUGCACCCGGCUGCUCUGGGCAAGCUCGGCGGCUGGGCCAUGCUCUUCUUCCUGGUCACCACCCUGCUGGCCUCAGGCUUAGGGGUCAUCCUGGCACUGGUCAUCCGCCCGGGGGUGGGCGCACAGGGCAGUGAGGACCUCACUGGGGAGGGGAUCCCCGAGAGCAAGGAGGUGGUGGACUCGUUCCUGGACCUUUUUAGAAACAUUUUCCCAUCCAACCUGGUAUCUGCAGCUUUUCAGUCGUAUGCCACAAGUUACAAAUGGAUAAGCUUAAAAAGAAAUGCAUCCAACCAACUGCUAGAUGUUAAUUCAACCAUGGGAGAGCUCAACUCGACUUUUGAGAAGAUCCCCAUUGGUAAGGAGGUGGAAGGGAUGAACAUUCUGGGUCUGGUUGUCUUCGCUAUUGUCUUUGGCGUUGCUCUCCGCAAGUUGGGUGCAGAAGGAGAGAUUCUUAUUCGCUUCUUUAACUCUUUCAACGAGGCCACAAUGGUCUUGGUAUCCUGGAUCAUGUGGUAUGCUCCGUUGGGUAUUAUGUUUCUUGUGGCCGGCAAGAUUGUGGAAAUGAAAGAUGCAUCUACCUUGUUUAGCAGUUUAGGAAAGUACAUCUGCUGCUGCCUGGUUGGGCAUGCUAUCCAUGGAUUACUGGUCUUACCACUCAUAUACUUAGUGUUUGCCCGCAAGAAUCCCUACCGCUUCCUCUGGGGUAUAGUCAGUGCCCUAGCCACAGCUUUUGGGACAUCUUCUAGCUCUGCCACACUGCCUCUAAUGAUGAAAUGCGUAGAGGAGAAGAAUGGAGUGUCCAAGCAGAUCAGCAGAUUCAUUCUUCCAAUCGGAGCCACAGUUAACAUGGAUGGAGCUGCCCUGUUCCAGUGUGUGGCUGCUGUCUUCAUCGCACAACUGAACAAUGUUACCUUGGACUUUGUUCAGAUCGUUACUAUCCUUGUAACAGCUACAGCAUCGAGUGUGGGGGCUGCAGGAAUCCCAGCUGGUGGUGUCCUUACUCUGGCUAUAAUCCUAGAAGCUGUGGGACUCCCCACUAAUGACAUCUCCCUGAUCUUGGCUGUAGACUGGUUGGUAGAUCGCACAUGUACGAUACUUAAUGUUGAAGGUGAUGCAUUUGGUGCUGGACUGCUACAGGUGUACAGUGACCGCACGUCACCAAGUGGGGAGCCUACUGAACUGACGGACGUACAAGUGCAGCAGCCGCCUGAGGGGGAUCCUCUGCUUCUGAAAUACGUGCACGUUGAUGGUGCAGAGACUAAAGACAAGGAGUCUGUCAUGUAAUGCUGACACUUGGAACUUAUAUUUGGGGUGGGGAAUGAACAUUGCUCAGGACCUUGGACAAUGGCAUUUUAGACUGCUGCUGACAAGGCAAGAAUGUCCUCACCAUCUGCUCAGGCACUAGCUCUUGUCCAGGGCAAAGGGCUUUUAUUUUUUUAUAAUUUAAUAUUUUUUACUUGAACUAUAACUUAAUUCCCCCUCUCAACCCAGGACUGUAAGAUACAACACCCCUUCAUGGUGUAAUCAGGGGCUGUCUCCUAUUUAUCUUGUCCAAUUAGUUAUUUUGUAGAUUUAUUUUUUUUUGUCCCCAGAUGAUACAGUUCAUUGUUACAAGUGUGUGUGCCAUGUGUGUCUGGUUGUGGUUUCCGAAACGGUGUGCAUUUUUGUGAAAAAUGAGAUGUGUAACUAGUGGACCAAAUCUCAAUGAUGCUGUUUGUGUAAACUGUUACGUGUGUGCAUAUGUACUAUUACUUGAUUGUGAUCAUGUACAGAUAUUAUUACAGGUGUAAGUAUAAUACACACACAGUGCUUAUCAAAAAUAUACUUUCCUUAGUUAAAGAAGCACUAAACCCAAACUAUUUAUUUCAUGAUUCAGGAAGAAAAUACAAUUUUUACACAAGAUGUUAUGUGGAUAGAACAUGUUAUGAAACUUUAAUGGUCAAUUGGUUGAGCUGUUACGAGUUACAGCACUUGUUGUUUUUUUUAUCCCAAGUGCACAUAGCGCUGAACUGUACUACAUAAUGCUGCUUAUGUACAUAAAUGGGAGUUUAGAGACUUGUAAGGAUGAGAAUGACUGGACAUUAAUUAAAAAACAAAAGUCAAUGUAUGCGUUUUGUGUCAAUACUGGUAGGGGGAGGAAGCUGUGUCUACACUCAUCAGGUUUUAUAUUUGUAUGACUUUGCAAGAGGCUUUACACAAGCACUACAUUUAAAUAAUAAAAAACUGCUCUUGGUCACAA
This is a messenger RNA of Bombina bombina (fire-bellied toad), 2571 nucleotides long. It is a transcript of the gene SLC1A5, whose product is annotated as solute carrier family 1 member 5. Bases 54 to 1616 code for a protein of 520 amino acids. Gene Ontology annotation, cellular component: plasma membrane. The record is from RefSeq and is a predicted model, not a curated record. NCBI's taxonomy places the organism in Eukaryota, Metazoa, Chordata, Amphibia, Anura, Bombinatoridae. Gene Ontology annotation, biological process: L-aspartate import across plasma membrane. The transcript has 8 exons. Gene Ontology annotation, molecular function: L-aspartate transmembrane transporter activity; symporter activity; neutral L-amino acid transmembrane transporter activity.